This is a messenger RNA of Alternaria ethzedia, 1668 nucleotides long. RefSeq lists its product as uncharacterized. The record is from RefSeq and is a predicted model, not a curated record. NCBI's taxonomy places the organism in Eukaryota, Fungi, Ascomycota, Dothideomycetes, Pleosporales, Pleosporaceae. Gene Ontology annotation, molecular function: protein binding. The coding region runs from base 1 to 1668 and encodes 555 amino acids. The transcript has 2 exons.
AUGCGCUCACUAACGUGCACAAUUGCGCUCUGCGUCUCUCUAGCUAGCGCUGCAACGUUUUCGACGGCGCAAAGAACAGGCUCACCGUCCGACUCGCCCCAAGACUCGGACAUCUACCAGUCCUCCUAUCUUGGCGGCGAGCACAACAUCGAUCCCUCCGACCUCCCCAAUUUUACACGGCUCUGGAACGCAACCUUCAACACGGACGAGAAACACUGGGCGCGCCCUCUUGUCCACACUCUCUCUUCCACCGGCCGCCAAAUCAUCUUCACCGCAUCUACCGAGAAUCGUAUCAGAACAUUUGACGCAGAGACCGGCGAGCUACUGAACGAACGUCAAGUCGCUUCACCAUGGCCAAUGGACCAAGCAUACUGCACGACGCACGUCAGCAAAACACUCGGCAUAAUGGGCACGCCCGUCAUCUACCGCGAAGACGGCAACGAAAUCGCUUUCUUCUAUGUCAAAAGCUACAUCGAGGACUAUAGACAACCAGGUGGCGCUUACCCGCCUUUGAAUUCCGUUUACUAUCUCUACGGCGUGUAUCUGGACACGCUACAGGAUCUAUACAAAUACCCCAUGAUCAUCGAUGGCCAGGCCUCCGAUAACGACAUGCGCAAGACGUUUCUCGGCGGUCUGAUCUUGCAGCGGCCUGCGCUGCUGUUGCUGGGCGAUGUGCUGUAUGCGGGAUUCGGCGGGCUGUGCGACGCGUUCAACUACACCGGAAGUGUUGUCGCUGUUAAUCUCGCGACGCAGAAUGUGUAUACUUGGACUACGCAAGCAGGAAAUGCGAGUCUGUAUAACGACGACUGGACGGCCUGGCAUGGUGGUGGCGCGGGUGGCAUCUGGCAGGCUGGCGCGGGUCUCUCGUCGGACGGCAAAGACGUGUUCUUCACGAUUGAUAAUGGCGGCGGGUCGACUGCUACGACGCUCGAUGUUACGCCAAGGAAGGGUCACGAGCCUUUGGGUGUUCUUUCGGAAACGGUGGCGCGUAUCACGCUUGAUGAGGCGGGUGGUGCUGGGAUUCAACUUGUGGAUUUCUUCCGCCCGUCGGACUGGCAGACGGACUCUGGACAGGAUAUUGGGAGUGGGGGUUUUGCUGUCCUUGAUGGCGAUGUUUUCAAGACUAAGAGUGGGAAGAGGAUCGGUAUAGCGACCUCUACGAAUCCGAAGAUGUAUGUGACGGAAGUUGACAGCUUGGGUGGAUAUCUGCAAGGCACGAAUGGCACAGAUGGAAUCCUACAAACCAUUCCUUUGGAAGGCGAGGUCUUUGGUGCGAUUGGAUCUUAUCCGCUAGAAGGCGGUUAUGUCUACGUCAACCCAGGCAAUACCGCUCUAUCCGCGUAUGCAUUUACUCCGAACGCAUCGUCCUCGCUCUUCAGCUUCGCUGGCAAAUCCUCCGACUUGAACGGACACUGGGGUGGUGCUGGCCUCCCGACUGUCAUCAGCAACAAAGGUCAGCCUGGCACAGGUAUCGUGUGGGCCACGGAUGUGCAGGCUGGACUGAGAGCGUUUAAGGCAGUGCCGGUUAAUGGGACGUUGGUUGAGCUGCCGCUCCCGAAGGUGGAGGGUGCGGUGAAGUUUGGAAGACCUGUGUUUGGCGAUGGGAAGGUUUUUGUUGUUGACGGUCAGGGACGCUUGAUUGCGUUGGGGAGGAAGACGGCGACGUAA